Messenger RNA from Cryptotermes secundus, 1149 nucleotides. RefSeq lists its product as uncharacterized. Lineage: Eukaryota; Metazoa; Arthropoda; Insecta; Blattodea; Kalotermitidae. The coding region runs from base 46 to 1056 and encodes 336 amino acids. The transcript is spliced from 19 exons. The record is from RefSeq and is a predicted model, not a curated record.
UAUAUAUAGUGGAGCGGCAGGACAGAGGGCAUAUCACUGACAACCAUGUUGCUGCUACUGCUGUCUUCAGCCUUCUUCCUGACGGCCCAGGCUGCGUACUUCGGGUAUCCCGAAGGUCCUUACGCACAUUCCCAUCAACAAGAAGAGGUCCCGCCAUUUCAAGGAUAUAUAGGCGUUUCUUUUCAAGGCCAACCAGAAGAACACUACGACGAACUGUAUUUUGGAGAAUAUCCCUUGACGCCCAACCAGUCGCUGUUCGUGAGGGCCAUCCAACACGUGGCACCGAGAGUUCUGAUUGACCAUGAUUAUCAACGUGCCAUGGCUCAGGCAUCGAACCCAAGUGAAUUCUAUUUUGCUGUCGUCAGGGACCCGGAAGCCGUGGACAAGGAGAUGCCUGAAUUGGUAAAAUUCGUCCAGGACUACGUUCAAGCCGUGGAGAGGCAAGUGGGAAGUUCAGACGCUGCGGUUCAGGAUCCGAAAAAUUUCUUCAACGUAAUAGCUCCAAAAUUGUUCAUGGCAGUAAAGGCGCUUCAAUUCGACGGACUGUUGCGAGACUAUCUCCAGAGGAUUGGACUUCCCGAUUAUGUGUUCGCAAGAUUUUAUUUGAUGGUGCUACAAAAUCCAGCACAACUCUAUGUACAAGAUGGACAGCGUGAAAUAGAACAGGCACUUAGUCUCCAGCCCGGCACAGUGCAGAAACUAAAGCAAUAUUUCUACGAGGAUUCAACAAUAUACUACACUUUCCGUAGAUACAUGGCAAACUAUGUUGGGUCUGAAGAGAACAAUCUACAAGAACAUAUUCAAGAAGUUUCGAAGUUGCUGACAUAUGCAGAAUAUAUCCAGAACAUUCUGGCACAAUACAAGGUGACAAUUCAGGACGUCCUUCAAGAGUACAGGAAGAUUCUAGAGAAUCCUCAGGUGCUGCACUCUGACGGAAUUGUUUCUCUGGGUUCGAGUCCAGCUGCCCAAGCCCUGGAAGCAAUAAUUAAGGGAACUGAAGGCGCAUAUUCUGGUGUCGCCCCAGAAGAGAAGACGCAGCAAGUAAUAAUAAGCUAAACUUGCGAGGACUGCCUCGCCCUAGGAACCCCGUGUGACAGGGAUCCCAUGUAGCAAACAUAGAUGUGCAAUAAAUAAAAGUAACCAUGGCAA